This is a messenger RNA of Andrographis paniculata, 2098 nucleotides long. Its product is annotated as ferrochelatase-2, chloroplastic. The record is from RefSeq and is a predicted model, not a curated record. The transcript has 10 exons. The coding region runs from base 181 to 1704 and encodes 507 amino acids. NCBI's taxonomy places the organism in Eukaryota, Viridiplantae, Streptophyta, Magnoliopsida, Lamiales, Acanthaceae. Gene Ontology annotation, molecular function: protoporphyrin ferrochelatase activity. Gene Ontology annotation, biological process: heme biosynthetic process.
ACAAGAAAUUUGUGGGAUUUUCAUUGAGCAGAGGAUAAACCCAUAAAACACGUGGCGAGCCGUAAGGGCACGGAUGAAACAGCCACUGCUGACCCCAAAAGCCCUCUUUCUUGUUUUUUACUCUCACAAGCACUGAAGCAGUGUGUGCUCGUUGCCGUCGUAUAUCCCUACUCGAAGAAUAUGAAUCAGUCGAUGAAUGUGCGGAUUCAAGCUCCUUACCCCUCGUUAUUACGACCGAGGGCGAAACUUUCCUCUUCGGGGAUUUGUCCUUGCAUAAGGGUACAGUCAGAGUCUAUUUCAUUUGCUACUCUGUUCAAAACAUCCCCAGCUGCAAGAUGCACCUUAGGGUUGUCCAAGAUUCAAUCGACAAAGAAAUCACGCCAGCAUUCCUCACAGUUGGGUGCACUUGUUGCCUCUGAAGCUCAAGAAGUUUCAACCACUGCAAAUGUUGGUAAUGAGAAAGUGGGAGUGUUGUUGCUGAACCUUGGAGGUCCCGAGACUUUAGAUGACGUGCAGCCGUUCUUGUUUAAUCUGUUUGCCGAUCCAGAUAUUAUUCGCCUACCGAGAUUGUUUCGCUUUCUUCAAAAGCCUCUAGCGAAAUUCAUAUCUGUUGUUCGAUCACCGAAGAGUAAAGAAGGAUAUGCUUCAAUAGGUGGUGGCUCUCCUCUCCGGCGCAUUACUGAUGCUCAGGCCGAGAUGUUAAGAAAGGCACUGUAUGAGAAGAAUGUUCCGGCAAAGGUGUAUGUUGGUAUGCGCUACUGGCAUCCAUUUACGGAAGAAGCUAUUGAACAGAUAAAACGAGACGGAAUUACAAAGCUUGUCGUGCUUCCCCUCUAUCCCCAGUUUUCAAUUUCGACAAGUGGUUCAAGCCUUCGCCUACUGGAGAGCAUUUUCAGGGAGGAUGAGUAUCUUGUCAACAUGCAGCACACCGUAAUUCCUUCCUGGUAUCAACGGGAAGGGUAUAUAAAGUCCAUGGCAGAUUUAAUCGGAAAGGAGUUGGAAAAAUUUGACCAUCCUGAGGAGGUGAUGAUUUUCUUUAGUGCUCAUGGAGUGCCGCUUGCAUAUGUCGAGGAAGCGGGCGAUCCGUACAAAGCUGAAAUGGAGGAGUGCGUGGACUUGAUCAUGGAAGAACUCGAAAAAAGAGGGAUCAAUAAUCCAUAUACCCUCGCUUAUCAGAGUAGAGUUGGACCUGUAGAAUGGUUGAAACCCUACACAGACGAGACGAUAAUCGAACUCGGACAGAAAGGAGUGAAAAAACUUCUGGCUGUACCAAUCAGUUUUGUCAGCGAACACAUUGAAACAUUAGAGGAAAUUGACGUCGAGUACAAGGAACUGGCCCUCGAAUCCGGGAUAGAGCAAUGGGGGCGUGUUCCCGCGCUUGGUUGCGAACCGACAUUUAUAUCCGAUUUAGCUGAUGCAGUAAUCGAAAGCCUUCCGUACGUCGGAGCAAUGGCUGUGUCGAACCUCGAAGCACGACAGUCGUUGGUUCCGCUCGGCAGCGUUGAAGAGCUUCUCGCGGCGUACGAUUCCCAGCGCCGGGAGCUGCCGCCGCCUGUGGUUGUUUGGGAGUGGGGGUGGACUCGGAGCGCGGAAACGUGGAACGGGAGGGCGGCGAUGCUGGCGGUGGUGGUUCUGCUGGUGCUUGAAGUGACGACGGGGGAAGGGUUUCUACAUCAGUGGGGUAUAUUGCCGUUGUUCCGAUGACACGGCGGCGCUCUCGCCGGCGUCUGUACAUACAAAUUUAUUAAUACCGAUCAAUCUCUGGCUAUGGUAAAAAUACUUUACUGAAAGAUGAACAGAUACAUACAGAGGGGGAGGAAGACGAUGAGACAAAUCAGACGAGGUCUACGUGGCACAAUGAUUACUUGACACGUGGCAGAAAUGCUGAUGGUUCUGAAGUGCUGUGAAUUACGACAUGGUUCUGUUGGGAAGAAAGGUUUUUGGGGAAGGGUAAGAAGUGGGAGAUCAUAAGGAUUUUAAAUAUCUUAUAUAAUAUGGAAAAGAUUAUCUUAUUAUUGGGAGAUUAUAUAUAUAUAUAUAUUAUAUGUAUACUCUGGUAAUGCUUUUUAAGGUUUAGAUUUAUGUUUGCCAUUUUCAA